AUGACGGCCGAGUGGCUGUCACAAAAGCUGUUUGAAAAACACAAACAUGGAUCUGCACCGAGCAGCGAUGGAAAUCCUGCAGCAUAUGACCCGCACUUCCCAGGCCUUGGGGGAGCCGAGGACAAGCCGGUCACCCAGGAUCAAUGUAUUCUACACUUGAAGCUACUUGCAGCGCUAGCCGACUUGCGUGCCACCGUCUCCGCAAUUGACGGAUUGUUCGGAAUAUAUGACUCUCAGGCUGAAAAGUUUGACCAAAGGACCCGGGCCUUGGUGCGCAUCAAAGAGAAACGCUGGGAAAUAUAUGUAUCCCGAGCAGUAGAUCGUUACGCAGAAUGGUGGACAAAGGUUGUGCCAUCUGGACAGCUUCCUACAGUAUUUCAAAUCCACUUUGAAUGGUCUGGUAUCAUGCAGACACACCAGAUGAGGUGGUCAGCAAGGGACUUGCCCCCGCUUGAUCAACCCCUGGCAGAUAUCCUCAUGGUUUGGCAUGCCCAUAUGCUCAACCCUCGUGCAUAUCUAGAGGAUUGCAUCCGAGCCUCUAAAAUGGCAUUAUGGAAUACCGAGUUUCCAUGGCAGUUAAUCGGCAAUGCUGUGAACCCCAGGAGUUUUGACUAUCAACCUGGGGAAGAGGCGGCGAGGAAGUUCACGGAGAUUACUGGGCGUCUUUGGGAUAAUAUGCAUGAACCCAUGCAAAAAGAACUUGAGUGUCUGAGAUGUUUGCGUCAUUUCAAUGUCCCAUGGACAACUGGAGAGAUUGGGUCCUCACCUGACUUUGCAUUUGGAAAAUGUACUGGAUACGCUGAUAAAAGUUUCAAGGCUUAUUGCAAGUGCGGAUUUGAGUAUAAUCAUCAAGUCAUGAGGGUCGCUCGGUUUCGUAAAGACGUGGAAGAUCUGCUGGCGUCUAGCCAUCCAAUGCCUGGCACUUAUCUGAAUCUAGAAGGUAUUCCCGAGUCCCUCGAGGAGUUCUCAUUUCCAAACGAUCUUAUCAAGGCUGGUGAUCGUGUGGUUUACAACGGUCUCAAACCUGGGGGAAAUGUGAACGACAUGAUUGGUGUGCGGAACCUGGUUGAAUCGCAGAUAAACGAUCCCUACAUAAUGCAGAGCAUCAAUGGUGGGACUAUCAAUGGAGCAAUGAAAAUAUUACUUACAAAAGAACAAAAAAUCGGUAUCCGGCGCAUGAUGUCUCAUUACUGGGAAAACAGUUCUAUAUUCGGACUGGACCUUGUUGGGGCUGUUAUCCGGCAGGGCGUAUUCAUACAAAAGAUGGAUAAUCUUGACUGGCUUCACUCACCAACGCUACCAACAACAAUGGACCGAUUGAUACGCAAGUACACGAUUUACCUUGAAAUUUUGUUCAGAAAUCCCGGUCAAAUGGCCGUACCAACACUGGAUAUUGAUCUUGCGUGGCACACGCAUCAACUAUCUGCAUUUCGAUACUACGCUUAUACGACCAGUCGAACCACACCUAAGACAUUUAUCAACCAUGACGAUAAAGUGAGCGAAGGUAGGCUCUCUGAUGCGUUUGAAUGGACUAGCAAGGAGUACAAACGCCUCACCAACGGCGAGCUAUACAGCGAAUGCACCUGUUGGUACUGCGAAGCUACACGGGAGCCCAUCUUGUAUCCUGGAAAUGAUAGCAUACUAUCGUCGUCGUCAACAAGGCACUCGCGGACGCUAGCCAAAGGUUUACGCGAUGAUCCACGGAUCUCUUCGGAGCCGGAUAAAAGUCCACAUAUUUCGACUCACAACGCUGUUCGAUCCAGCACCGAGACCAGCUUCGAGAAGGAAAUUAGAAGAGAGCGUCUCCGACAAGCGUGGACCAAGGCAAUUCGUCGGGCACAUAAACACAGACGCACGGAGGGAGAUGCAACUGGGGAAAUGAUGGUAUGGGGCUAUCCCUAUCGUAAUCGGCUCUAUGCACCGUACAUGGUCGACCCAAGCAUCAGUGUCGGCCCUUACCCGAGCAGUCCGGGUUUGCUGAAUGCCAGUAUGGGGGGAUAUGGUGACUGUGCGGCGGGCACGUGUGCCAAUAUGGUGGCAGCAGGUGAAUGCGUUGCUAAGAACGGAGGUCCGGAUCAUGGAAGCUUCUUUGAUAAUGUCGGCAAGCUUGUUGAUGGUUUGGAUGAUGUCCUUGAUAUCUUACCCGGGGGUGAUAAUGGUGGUGGUCAUGGUAAUUGUAGUGUUGGAGGUGCAGUGUGUGGAGGAGGAGAUGGAGGAGGAGGAGGAGGAGGAGGAGGUUGUGGUGGAAGUUAG
Talaromyces atroroseus is the source of this 2253-nucleotide messenger RNA. RefSeq lists its product as hypothetical. The record is from RefSeq and is a predicted model, not a curated record. The coding region runs from base 1 to 2253 and encodes 750 amino acids. NCBI's taxonomy places the organism in Eukaryota, Fungi, Ascomycota, Eurotiomycetes, Eurotiales, Trichocomaceae. The transcript is spliced from 2 exons.